GACAUAGCCGCCCACCCCAUCCCUCCUCCAGCUGCACCUGCUCCGUCUCCCCCUCCCUCAGCUCCUGCAUUUUGUGUCGGAGGACAAAUAAUCCUCAGAGCCCGAGCUGCCGCCUGAUCCUGAGCACCAGGGAAGAGAGAGCACUGGGACCGGGGAGGAGAGAGCACCGGGACCGGGGAAGAGAGGGGACCGGGGAGGAGAGGGCAACAGGACCGGGGAGGAGAGAGGACCGGGGAGGAGAGAGCCCCAGAACCGGGGAGGAGAGAGCCCCAGAACCGGGGAGGAGAGAGCACCAGAACCGGGGAGGAGAGAGCAUCGGACCGCUGCCUCGGGAGGGAGAACACCAGGAGAAGAGAGCACCGGGGAGGAGACACCGGAGAGCCGCUGCUGACAGGGUGAAGUGCAGUGAGGCUACAGUCAGCACCAGGAGAGGUGCCCACCUUAGGGGGAUCUUCUGGAGAAACAGCAACCCGGAACUCAACAACCAGAAGCAGACUCCUCUUUGGCAGCAUUGAGAAGAAGCUGAACUGUGUGGCGAGACCUGCCGGGGCCCCAAAUAGCAGCGGCAGAUAAACAAUCCCUCUUGGCGUUCAGAGAAGCUACCCCCAUUGUGUGCAGUCGCCCGCCCGCUCCUGUCAGAACAACAUUGUCUCCUGGACACGUCAUCUGGAAUGUGCUCCUCUACAUGACCCACCAGCAAUAUAGACCCCCAGGGAGCACCGGAUCCUGAUCCAAUGGGCCAUUUGGAUGGGUGAUGAAGGACAUCAUCCUUAGGUGAACGAUUUACUCCAAGCAAAGACUUGAGAUUCUUUUACACUGGAUGGACAGCAGGAUAUCUUCUCAAUGAGCAGCCACUGUUGGGCCCCUGCACCCUAACCUUCCAAUCCCUGGACUGGCUCCCAUGAUUUAGGAGGAUGAGAAAGGUACGCCGGCUCGUCCACAUGGUCCUGUUCUGUCCACUCUCCAAAGGAUUGCAGAGUCGCCUUCCGGGCAUCAAGGUGAAAUAUCUUUUCUUGGCAUGGCUUGGUAUCUUCGUGGGCAGCUGGGUGGUUUACAUCCAUUAUUCCUCGUACUCAGAACUGUGCAGAGGGCACGUCUGCCGCAUGAUCAUUUGCGAUCAAUACAAGAAAGGGAUCAUCUCCGGCUCAGCCUGCAAAGACUUAUGUGAUGAGCGCACGCUGGUCUUCCAUCAGUGCCUGUCCUCCUCGCCCACCCACCAGGUCUACAGGGGGCUGUGGAGGGACAGAGAGGUCAUCAUAAAGUGCGGGGUGGAAGAGAACCUCAAAGUGGACAAUAACCCUGAUGCAGCCCCCCGGAGAGAACUCGUCCUGUUUGAUAAACCCACCAGAGGGACGUCCAUGGAUGAGUUCAAGGAGAUGCUGCUAAACUUCCUGAAGGCCAAUUUGGGAGACCAGACAUCGCUGAGCACCCUGGUGACUCGGAUCCUGACCAUGGCGGAUGUCAAUGAGGACGGUAAAGUGUCUUUGGCAGAAGCCAAGUCUAUCUGGGCCUUACUGCAGCUGAACGAGUUCCUCCUCAUUCUGUCCCUACACGAGAAGGAGCACACGUCCCAGCUGCUCGGACACUGCGGCGACCUCUAUGUGACCGAGAAGAUCCCUCACGACUCCCUGUAUGGCACCCAGCUGCCCGGCUUCCUCCAGAACCUCCUCCCCUCCCCCGUGCACCGGCUCGUCCACCAGUGGUUCGCCCCUGCCUGGCCCCGGAGAGCCAAAAUCGCCAUCGGACUCUUGGAGUUUGUGGAGGAGAUUUUCCACGGGACUUAUGGAAGUUUCUUCAUCUGCGAAACCAACUUCAAGAACAUCGGCUACAACGAAAAGUACGACUUCAAGGUUGUGGACCUGAGGAAGGUGGCCACCGAGAUGACCAUCCGAGGCUUCCUGAAGGGGCGCCACUGCGAGCAGAACUCCGACUGCACCUUCGGCAGAGACUGCACUGCCGCCUGCGACAAACUCAUGAAGCAGUGUAAGAACGACGUAAUCCAGCCCAACCUGGCAAAGGCCUGUAGACUGCUGCAGGAAUACCUGCUGUACGGUUCGCCCUCCGACCUGCGGGAGGAGCUGCAGAAACAGCUGCGGACUUGUAUGACCCUCAGCGGCCUCGCCAGUCAGAUGGAGGUCCACCACUCGCUGGUCCUCAACAACCUCAAGACUCUACUGUGGAAAAAGAUCUCCAAUACCAAAUAUUCCUAACUGGGGAUCAGACGCCCACUCAGCGGAGUGUCAGGUGACCCGGCCGGUCCUCGUAGACCUCAAAUCACCAGCGACCACACUGUGACAAUGGGAUACACCGUGCCACCAGUAGAGGGGACCAAUCGCAAUCCCUCAUAUGUGAAUGAUGGUGGAUGUGGUGGUUUACGGAGGAACGCCACCAACAUCCCUCAUAGAUGCCACAAGACGCUGACUAGAUCCACCAUGAUCGUCGUGGUGGUCCGGCGAGAGUAAGUGCGGCUCCCCCUUCAUGUGUCGCUCAAUGUAAAGGAGGAUUCUGUGAAUUUUAUACAAUGGUGCCCCCUGCUGUGAGGACUUGGUCACGUGACCAUAUAGCCAAUCACCGGCCUCAGUUUCCUGUAUUUGAUUGGCCACAUCAUUAUGAAAAUGGCGUACAUGAUGUCAUGGCGGCAGCGGUGCUCGUGUUAGAUGUCAGUAUCCCAUAUACCAGUGGUCUCCAAAUUGUGGACCUCCUGCUGUUGCAAAGCUACAGCUCCCAGCAUGCCCUGACACCCAACGGCUGCCCAGACAUACUGGAAGUUGUAGUUUUGCAACAGCUGGAGGUUCUCUCGCUGUACCAUUUACGGCCAGCUCACUGCCACAUCUGCUUCCUCCAGGCCGCACUCUUGCAGGCUCCUCCCCCUCCAUGGCGCCUGCAGCUGCUGUUAUUCAUCAGCACCGUCACCAGACGACAAUUUACAUGUAAAUUAAAGGCUUUUAUGUGA
Hyla sarda is the source of this 2953-nucleotide messenger RNA. RefSeq names its product divergent protein kinase domain 1B (gene DIPK1B). The transcript is spliced from 6 exons. The coding region runs from base 915 to 2210 and encodes 431 amino acids. NCBI's taxonomy places the organism in Eukaryota, Metazoa, Chordata, Amphibia, Anura, Hylidae. The record is from RefSeq and is a predicted model, not a curated record.